Messenger RNA from Lecanosticta acicola, 3039 nucleotides. The record is from the annotation of a GenBank genome assembly. Lineage: Eukaryota; Fungi; Ascomycota; Dothideomycetes; Mycosphaerellales; Mycosphaerellaceae.
AUGCAGGAGCGGCCCAGUGUUGACGACCAGCACUCCCACAACAAUCACCCUCAUACCCACACCCACAGUCCCUCGUCCAACGAUCCCGACUCUGCCGCUACCUCUGCCUCUGCCUCUGCCUCUGCCUCUGCCUCCGCCUCCGCCUCCGCCUCCGCCUCUGCCUCUGCCACCUCCAAGCAGCGCCAGAAGCUCCGAAAGAAGCCGCCCGCCCACCACUCGCCGCCGAGUCGCCUCGACUCCUCCACCUCCCAUCCCCAUCCCCAUCCGCACCCGCAUCCGCAUCCGCAUCUGCGCCGCUCAGAGUCGGCGCGACGGGGUCGAACGUCUCCAGCUGCCUCUGUCUCCCCGCAACGUCCGAACCCAAAGCACAAGCGCUCGCCCACGCUGCAGUCACCGCUACCGCAACCGCAACCGCAACCGCAACCGCAACCGCAAUCUACCACUCCGGCUAGCUCCCACGGCGUCGCUACACCUUGCCUCGACCACCACCAUCCCGCCCGCCAUCCUGAUCCUUCGCCAACCGCCGCGACCACCACCACCACCGCACCUCAUCUGGCCGGCCAGCUCCUCCUCGACUCCAAGCACCCACGUCUCUCUGUCAGCCGCAAGUCCAGCUACGACCUGCUCGGCCAGCGCUUUGACUCCGCCGACGUCCUGAACAACCUCAACGCCGUCACCUACAACCCCGACUACUACGAGCGCGCCCACGUUCAGCCUGCGCUCCAGCAGCCGCAGCAGCAGCAAUCCCCCACCAUUCCGCACAAUCCUGACGCUUCUCCCAAUCCGGCGCCUGCGCGACCAUCACCCUCGCACAGCGCCAACCACGAGCCCGCCACAGCCAUCGCCAAUCCCAACGUGCGCCUCUCCACCUCCUUGGCGGCCACAGGCAGGAGGAUGGAGGAUAUCACAAACGUCAGCGGCGCUCCGAGUCCGCGACAGAGAUACAGCGAUGAGGGAAAAGAGGGCGGCAAGGCGCUGAAGAAGAAGAGCGGCUUCUCGAGCAUAUUCGCAAGUCUAGUUGGCACACCUCGAAAGCCCACAAUAUCAGCCCCAGAGAACCCGGUGCACGUCACACACGUUGGAUAUGAUACAGAGACGGGCGAGUUCACGGUAGGUACACCGACGAGGCUUCAGCAGCGUAAUCGUAGCUUGCAGCUCGCGGAGACGUCGAAUGUUUGCUGAUUGUUCUCGCAGGGUCUGCCCAAGGAAUGGCAGCGUACACUUCAGAUGAACGGUAUCACAGAGCAGGAGCAGAAGAAGAAUCCCCAGGCCAUCAUAGAUGUAGUGACGUUCUUCAACGAGAACCAGGACAACAGCAGCGAUGACUGGACUUACCACAAAUUCGACAACGCGAAGCCACAGGACAGUCCGCAGGGAUUGACACCCCAGGCCUAUGGCCAAUCUAAUCUGAGUCCGGGAGGAGGCUAUGGUCAAGUAAUGAGCCCACCCGCAAGUCCGCGCUUCCCCAAGAACGACGGCGAGAGCUUCGAGAACCCGAGAGCACCACCUCCCGUCCCAAGGGGUAUGUCGAAUCAGGGAUUGGGCCUCACAUCGCCAAUAAGUCCAGCGUUGAAUGGGAACAUGCUCCCAUUGCGACCAGCGCCCAGGCCACCGGGCAGUCAAUCAGCGAACAUGGUACCACAACGGCCAGCACCGCCUAUACCGAUGCCACAGCAGCAGCUCCGAGACGAGAAUGGACUGCCGCCUGUACGCUAUGCCCCUCCUACAGUGACAGACAUUUCAUCAAACACGCAACCAGUGCAGACGCGGAGUCGGUCCAAUACGGGCCCAACAUAUCAAGCACAAUCGCCGGUGUCAUCACCGCAACAGUACCAGCAACAGCAAGAGCAAGCCAUGAAGGCCGCGCAGCAGAAGCUCAAGGACGUUUCACUGGAAAGAUCGCAAUCGCAACGGCAGCCAAGCAACGCAUACGCAGCGCAACAAGCACAACCUCCACAGCCGCAGUUAUCAUCACCUUCAGAAAGCAGACAAGUACCUCAUCCUGCUGCCGUAGAUCCUCGAGUAGGACCUGCGCCAAGGCCGAGACAGCGUCCACGGCAGUCCAUCACCAAUGCCGAGGUGCUGAGUAAACUUCAGCACAUCUGCAAUGCUGCAGAUCCGACCAAGAAAUACCGGAAUCUGAUCAAGAUCGGGCAAGGUGCAUCGGGAGGUGUCUACACUGCGUUUGAAGUCGGCACGAACAAGUGCGUGGCCAUCAAGCAGAUGAAUUUGGAGCAGCAGCCGAAGAAGGACUUGAUCAUCAAUGAAAUCCUCGUGAUGAGGGACAGCAAGCACCGGAACAUUGUCAACUUCAUGGACAGCUUCCUCGUCAAGGGCGAUCUGUGGGUGGUCAUGGAGUACAUGGAGGGCGGCAGCUUGACCGACGUGGUGACCUUCAACAUGAUGUCGGAGGGUCAGAUAUCAGCCGUGUGCCGGGAAACGCUACACGGCCUCCAGUUCCUGCAUUCCAAGGGAGUAAUACACCGAGAUAUCAAAUCGGACAACAUCCUGCUGUCGAUGGAGGGAAGCAUCAAGCUCACCGAUUUCGGGUUCUGCGCGCAGAUCAACGAGUCGCACAUGAAGCGGACGACGAUGGUGGGAACACCGUACUGGAUGGCUCCGGAAGUCGUGACGAGGAAAGAGUAUGGCCGCAAGAUCGAUAUCUGGUCACUCGGAAUCAUGGCGAUUGAGAUGAUUGAGGGCGAGCCGCCAUACCUGACAGAAUCACCUCUGCGAGCACUGUAUCUGAUCGCGACCAACGGGACGCCGACGAUCAAAGAAGAGCACAAUCUGACGCCUUUGUUCCGGGACUUCCUGGGAUUCGCGCUCAAGGUCGAUCCGGACAAGAGAGCCUCUGCGCACGAUCUGCUCAAGGUAAGCUUAGACAUACAUACCAUUUGCCGUAUAUGGUAUUCCUGCAUGCUGACACGUAUACAGCAUGGCUUCAUCCAAACCGCCGAGCCGCUCGCCACGCUGGCACCUCUUGUGAAAGCAGCCAGAUUAGCCCGAGCAGAGGAGCGCAAGAACAAGGGCAAUUGA